AUGAAGCGGCUUUUAUUAUUUCUAUGGGCAAUUUUCACGGCAUUUUUCGUCUCCGAAGCCACUGCAGCUAGUGGUUCUGUUGAAUUAGAUGAGUAUUCCUUUGAUAAAGUAAUUAAUAAGUUUGAAGCCGCGUUAGUGAAAUUUGAUGUUGCAUUCCCAUAUGGCGAUAAGCAUGAUGCCUUCGUGGCGAUUGCAAAGGACUCUAAAGACGUUCAAGAGUUGUUAGUAGCUGAAGUUGGAGUGAAAGAUUAUGGCGAAAAGGAUAAUGAAGUACUUGCUAAGAAGUAUGGAGCAACAAAAGAUAACUUCCCAUUAGUAAAGCUAUUUGUUAAAGGUAAAAGUGAGCCUAUUCAAUUUGAUGACUCAAAAGGUUUUACAAGUGAUGAGCUGCGUCGAUUUGUUCGGGAAAAAACUGGUUUAUACUUAAGUCUACCAGGCUGCAUUAAGGAUCUCGAUAAACUUGCUGCUAAAUUUAUGAAAGCAGUAAAAGACGAGAGGAAACCUAUUUUAAAAGAAGCAGAAGAUAUUUUAAAGAAAGUUUCUGAAAAGGAUUCCAUUUCUGGAAAAAUUUACAAAACAAUUAUGGAGAAGAUUUUAGAAAAAGGUGAUGAAUUUACUAAAUCUGAAUAUGACAGAGUAAAGAAAUUGCUAAGUGGAAAAAUAUCAGAUGAAAAGAAGAAGGAAUUGGGUGUAAGGCUUAAUAUUUUACAAUCAUUUCAACUGUUUGGGAAAACACAAAAUAUAAAGGAAGAUCUGUGA
This is a messenger RNA of Parnassius mnemosyne (clouded apollo), 759 nucleotides long. NCBI's taxonomy places the organism in Eukaryota, Metazoa, Arthropoda, Insecta, Lepidoptera, Papilionidae. The record is from the annotation of a GenBank genome assembly.